Octopus bimaculoides (California two-spot octopus) is the source of this 2577-nucleotide messenger RNA. RefSeq names its product dematin. Gene Ontology annotation, cellular component: actin cytoskeleton. Gene Ontology annotation, biological process: cytoskeleton organization; lamellipodium assembly. NCBI's taxonomy places the organism in Eukaryota, Metazoa, Mollusca, Cephalopoda, Octopoda, Octopodidae. Gene Ontology annotation, molecular function: actin filament binding. The record is from RefSeq and is a predicted model, not a curated record.
ACCGUUGGAGUAAUCUAAUUGAAUGGUAUCGCCCAGGAAGGGGGAGAGACGGGUUGUUAAGCUAUCUCCUCGUCUUCGAUGUUGUGCUGCUCCACGCUUCUAUCGACUCCAAGGAAAUGUAACCAAGUGGUCUAACUUCCUGGAUUUAAUUUCGUGGUCGGUGCCCUCAUCGGUGCCAACCAAGGACUUUCGAAAUGGGUCAAAAGCAAAGUAAAGCAAAAGAUGUAAAUGGAGAAAAUGAGACACAGUCAAGGGAUUACUUAGAAAGAUCUUCAAAACGCUCUUCUAAUCGUUCUAUAGGCUCUGCAAGCAGAGAAACUACUCCGGCAAAUGAACAGCCAGCUAAAGCAUUUCCAGCCACUGAUCCUAAUAAUGAUUUAGCCAAAGACAAAUCGUUAUCAGGCGUGGAGACUGAGCAAAUUAUAUCCCCUGUUAAGUUACAAAAAGAGGAAACCGUUUGUGAUAAACAAUCACAGAAAUCCGAACCUCAUGAAUCCACUCCCCACCCCAAGUCAGAAUCCCAGCCUAAUUUUGAUCAUUCUGUUCCUCUAACUCCUCUAAUAGUCAAUGACAUUGAAAACAACCAUAUAUCAAAGCCACGGGCAGCUUCUACUCCUGCAACUGCAAAUGGUAUGAUGGAAGGAACAACUCCACCACUCAGUCCAAAUUCUACAACUGACCAUAGUGAUGAUGAAGCUUACACUUCAGACAGACAGUCAAGCUACCGCAGCCCCAGUCCUACCGGUUCCUACUCCUCACAAUCAACCUCCAGUAGUUUGCGCAGGUUACAAUCGGAUACCAGUUCGCUGGAACGAUCCUUUAACGUCAACUAUGGCAAAUUUUACAACACGAGUUAUUUGAAAGAUGGUUAUAACAGCUAUAUGAAAAGGGCCAGCAUCAACCCCAAAGAAAUGAGUAAAUCAUCUACUCAUUAUUGUAGACCAGAUAAUUUUUCCUAUUCGAAAGAACCAACUUUCCUUCGAAAUAAACAAGGAGGAAUGAUGCAGUUAGCAACUAGCAAAACUGUUAAAGUUCGAAGAAGUGCAUCACCUGUUGAUUUGAAAAAUGAUGAAGCUGUUAGAUUAAGUAUGUUUCCUGCUGGGAAACCACCACUUCCUAAUGAAAUAACCAAGAUUGAAAGAGAAGAUUGGCCUGGGCCGCCAUCUCCAGCUGCAAUUCUACCCGAAAUAAUGAGACAAAGGCGAAAAAGUAAAGGAGAAGAAGAGGAAGACACUGAGGAACAACCUAAAGAGGACCCUAAAAAGAAAAAGGAAUUUGAAGAAAUGUCCAAGUUGAAGGAUAGAUCCGGUUUGGGAUGUGUUAUCUACAAAGAAUUAGCUGAGCGCAAGUCUUUGCCUCCCCCUCCACUGGAUCCUUGGAAAGCAUCAAGGGUCCCCUCAGCUAAAUAUGAGCCCAAGUUCAGCACAAGAUAUCAGUCCCCUAUGUUUGCUUCACCAUCUCGUUUCUUGGAUCGACCCCAGAGAGCAUGGGAUGAUGGAGAUAUCAGAGCAUGUAGGUCUUUAACUAGGAUAACCAAUUACCCAGUUCCCAAACCUGGGUAUGGUGAUUAUGGCAUAUCACAACGAGCUGCAACUCUACCAUUGUCAGGAAUGUAUGGCGGGGCAUUAGAUUUUAGAUACUAUGAAAUGGAUGAGUCAUCAACAUCUCCAACAUCAUCCGAUGUCAAGCAUGCAAAUCACAUGGAUUCUAGCAAUCAGUCAGAUGACAGAAAAAUUAGUGAUUCAACUAUUAGUGAAGACAGAAAAUCAAAGCGAUCAAGUUAUUCUAGAGCUGGGGAACCUGGUGUUUAUGAUGGGCCAGCUGUAUCUCUGAUGACCUACCAACGCAACACUUGGCAUACAGAAUCUGAGCCACCUGUGUAUCCUUAUGAACGCCUGAAGAUUACCAACUUUGACUUACCCAAAGAUGUCGAUAGAAACUGUUUGGAGAUAUAUCUCGCCAAAGAGGAUUUUCAUGAAUUGUUUAAGAUGAGUCAGGAAGAAUUUUACCGACUUGCUGAAUGGAAACGUAAUGACUUGAAGCGAAGACACCACUUGUAUUAAAUUUGCUAUGUGCAACUAUGUAUAAAUACAACAUGUCCACUUAUGCAAUCAAUAAUAUUUCAUUAUUAAACACACAUGCAGACACAACGCACAGAUACACGCACACACACACACAUACACACACACACACACACACACACACAACAAACAUACAUCUACGACAACAAUGAUUUCAUUUGAUCAGUAAGGUGAUGGACAAGUGGUUCAAAAUGAACUUUUCUAGAUAGUUAAAACCAUAUGUGGUUUUGAUGUUUUGGUAUAAUUCUAUUUAAUAUACCAAUGGUCACAUAUAGCAGCAACUAGGUCUUUACUUUGAACUGUUAUUACUACUACUACUAUUACCACUACUACAAAUAACACUGCUUCUUGAUUUAACCUUUUCCAUACAGUCUUUCAAGCCCACUGCAAGUAGCUUAUUGAAAUUUGAAUAGCUCUAUAUAUAAAUAUCAGAAUUCUCUCUCUCUCUCUCUCUCUUUCUCUCUCUCUCUCUCUCUCUCUCUCUCUCUCUCAUACA